GACUGGUUCUGAUUUCUCUCUCAGACUGACCUAAGUCCAGAAGAUGGAAGACUGUGAUCUAAAGGAGGACAGAGCAGAACCUUCAGGAUCCAGCUGUCCUUCUAUGAGAAGUGACCGGUCCAAAGUAGAACCUUUAAACUUCAGUAAUCAACCUGGACCCUUGGACACAGAAUGGAGGAAGAUGAGAAGUGUUUGUGUGGAGGAGCAGCUGUCCUGCUGUGCUAUGUGUCAGAAUGUCCUGACAGAUCCAGUCUCUACCAGCUGUGGACACAGGUUCUGCAGACCAUGCAUGUCAUACUGGGUCCAGUCUGCUUCAUCAGGACGCUCCACCUGUCCUCAGUGUGGAGAAGGACCCGGAACAGAGGCUGGACUACUGACAGCCAAUCAGAGAAACUGUGCACCAGAUGCUGGUUUACAGAAGAUUUUAGAGGAACAUAAGAUCAGUCUGAGGAGGAGAUGUGAAUGUGUGACUGAAGGUAGUGAUGAACCAAAGAAUAGAACCCUCCUCAACAUGAUCUAUACUGAUCUCUACAUCACAGAGGGACAGAGUGAAGAGGUUAAUACCCAACAUGAGUUGAACAAGCUGGAGAGAGUUUCCAAGAUCCAGAACCUUUGUGACUCUCCAAUCAGGUGUCACGACAUCUUUAAAGCCUUACCUGACCAACAUGGACCCAUCAGAGUGGUUCUGACCAAUGGCGUUGCUGGUGUUGGAAAAACCUUCUCAGUGCAGAAGUUCACUCUGGACUGGGCAGAGGGCUUGGAGAACCAAGAUGUCAGUGUGGUGGUUCUGCUUUCAUUCAGGGAGCUGAACUUGAUCAGAGGUGAGCAGCACAGUCUUCUCACACUGCUCCAUGUUUUCCAUCCAACACUUCAGAAGCUCCCAGCAGAGAAGCUGGCUGUCUGUAAACUUCUCUUCAUCUUUGAUGGCCUGGAUGAAAGCAGGCUUUCUCUGGAUUUUGAUGACAGUCAGCUUGUUUCUGACGUCACACAGAAGUCAUCGGUCAACGUUCUGCUAACAAACCUCAUCAAAGGAAACCUGCUUCCCUCGGCUCUCGUCUGGAUAACUUCCCGACCUGCAGUGGCCAAUCAGAUCCCUCCUUCAUUUGUUACCAGGGUAACAGAAGUACGAGGCUUCACCGACACCCAGAAGGAAGAGUACUUUAGGAGGAGGUUCAGUGAUGAAGAGCUGUCUAGCAGAAUCAUCUCCCACAUCAAGACCUCCAGAAGCCUCCACAUCAUGUGUGCAAUUCCAGUCUUCUGCUGGAUCACUGCUAGAGUUCUGGAGAACAUGCUGACCACAAAGCAGAGAGGAGAGCUGCCAAAGACCAUGACUGACAUGUACUCACACUUCCUGCUGGUCCAGACGAAGAGGAAGAAGAAGUACCAAGAAGGACAUUUGAGUAGUCCACAUGAGCUGUUGGAGGCUGACAGGGAAGUUCUUCUGAAGCUGGGGAGGCUAGCGUUUGAACAUCUGGAGAAAGGAAACAUCAUGUUCUACCAAGAAGACCUGGAGCAGUGUGGUCUGGAUGUCACAGAGGCCUUGGUGUACUCAGGAGUUUGUACAGAGAUCUUCAAAAGAGAGAGUGUGAUCUUCCAGAAAUCAGUCUACUGCUUUGUUCAUCUGACCAUUCAGGAGUUUCUGGCUGCAGUCUACAUCCUACACUGUUUCACCAGCAGGAACACAAAGGUAAUGGAGAAGUUCCUGGGACUAAAAUACAGUGAAGAAUCUCUGGAUGACUUCAUGAAGACAAUAAUGGAGAAAUCCCUCAGAAGUAAAAAGGGUCACCUGGACCUGUUUGUACGCUUUCUUCAUGGCAUCAUUGUGGAGUCCAACCAGAGACUCUUAGGAGACCUGCUGGGUCAGACAGAGAACAGUCCAGAAACCAUCCAGAGAGUCAUCAACAAUCUGAAAAAGAUAAACACUGAUAAAAUCUCUGCUGACAAAAGCAUCAACAUUUUUCAAUGUCUGGUGGAGAUGAAGGACCUCUCAGUUUUUCAAGAGAUCCAACAGUUCCUGAAAUCAGAGAACAGAUCAGACAUGGAGCUCUCUAUAUUCCAGUGCUCAGCUCUGGCCUACAUGCUGCAGAUGUCAGAGGAGGUUCUGGAUGAGUUGGACCUGGAGACAUACAACACAUCAGAAGCAGGGCGACGGAGACUUAUUCCAGCUGUGAGCAACUGCAGAAAGGCUCGGUUUUUUGGAUGUGAAGUGUCACAGGCUGAAUGGGAGGUUGUAGCAUCAGCUCUGAAGUCCAACCCCUCUAUUCUGACUGAAUUGGAAAUAGGUGUGAUCCAUGGAACGGGUACCUUUGGAGACUCUGGAAUGAAGCAUCUGUGUGAGAUACUGGAAAGUUCAGUCUGUAAACUGAAGACUCUCAGAUUGGAGGGCUGCAAGUUGUCAGAGAUCAGCUAUGCUUCUUUGGGCUUUGCUCUGAAGUCCAACCCUUCCCAUUUGACAGAAUUGGACCUAAGUGAGAAUGAAAACUUGAAUGAUGCUGGAGUAAAGGAGCUCUGUGGUUUCCUACAUACUCCCCUCUGCAAACUACAGAUAAUGAGAUUGAGGUACUGCAGUUUGUCGGAGGUCAGCUGUGCCUCUCUGGUCUCGGCUCUAAAAUCCAACCCCUCCCAUCUAACAGAACUGGACUUGAGAAGGAACAACCUAAAGGAUGCUGGAGUGAAGGAGCUCUGUGUUUUUCUCCAGACUCCCCUCUGUAAACUACAGAUAUUGAGAUUGAGAAACUGCAGGUUGUCAGAGAUCAGCUGUGUUUCCCUGGUGUCAGCUCUGAAGUCCAACCCCUCCUAUCUGACAGAACUGGACCUGAGCUGGAAUGAAGACCUGACAGAUGCUGGCGUGAAGGAGCUCUGUGGUUUCCUAGAGACUUCCCUCUGCAAAUUACAAAUACUGAAAUUGGAUCGCUGCAGAUUGUCAAAAAUCAGCUGUGCUUUUCUGGUGUCGGCUCUGAAGUCCAACCCCUCCCAUCUGACAGAACUGAACCUCAGGUUCAACAUCCUGAAGGAGUCAGAUGUUCAGCAGCUGGAGGAUCUUGUAAAGAGUCCAGACUACAAACUGAAUUCUGUAGGGUGGUUGCCAAGAUACUGGUAGACGAGAGAGGCUGAGCUGUGUCCUGAUGAUCCACAGAGGUUGAAGCUGCAGCAGUUUGAGUUUAAAGAGACUCUGACUGGGAGAUUUGACCAAUUCAUUCACUUUGGAAAGGGAAACGAGACAGGGGUGUUGUGCAUCGCCGCUUCUCUUUGCCUUGUUUAUUGAGCCCAUGAGUCAACUGAUCAGGCAGAGGUAGGGGGUUAAAAUCACAUCUGGGGAACAAAAACUAUCUUUGUUCGCUGACGAUUUAUUGAUAAGUAUAACACAGCCCACACAGACAAUCCCAAAAGUUAUGAAGUUGCUCAAAGAGUUUUGUUUAAUCUCUGGUUACAACAUUAAUAUAAAUAAAACUCAAGUAUUAACAUUUAACUAUUAUCCACUGACUUCAAUUAAAACUAUGUACAAGUGGAAUUGGGAGGCUGAGACUAUCAAAUAUUUGGAUGUUUCACUACCGAGGGACUUCUCAAAACUGUUUGAUAUAAAUUAUGGCCCACUAAAUUUUUAAAUAAAAUUAAAUUUACAUAGAUGGAAUAUUAUUCCC
This is a messenger RNA of Fundulus heteroclitus (mummichog), 3641 nucleotides long. RefSeq names its product NACHT, LRR and PYD domains-containing protein 12. The record is from RefSeq and is a predicted model, not a curated record. Bases 44 to 3100 code for a protein of 1018 amino acids. Lineage: Eukaryota; Metazoa; Chordata; Actinopteri; Cyprinodontiformes; Fundulidae. Gene Ontology annotation, molecular function: metal ion binding; protein binding. The transcript has 9 exons.